AUGGUAAAUUCGAGGAAGUUUCGAGGUGUCCGACAGCGACAAUGGGGUUCUUGGGUCUCUGAGAUUCGCCAUCCUCUAUUGAAGAGAAGAGUGUGGCUUGGAACAUUCGAAACGGCAGAAGCGGCGGCGAGAGCUUACGACCAAGCGGCUCUACUAAUGAACGGCCAAAACGCCAAGACCAAUUUCCCUGUCGUCAAAUCAGAAGAAGGCUCCGAUCACAUUCACGACGUUAACUCUCCGUUAAUGUCACCAAAGUCAUUAUCUGAGCUCUUGAACGCUAAGCUAAGGAAAAGCUGCAAAGACCUGACCCCGUCGCUUACGUGUCUCCGUCUAGACACCGAUAGUUCUCACAUUGGAGUCUGGCAAAAACGGGCCGGGUCGAAAACGAGUCCUACAUGGGUCAUGCGGCUCGAACUAGGGAACAUAGUCAACGAAAGUGUAGAUGAAUUGGGGAUUAAUACGACGAAGAAACCAAACGUUGAGAAAGAAGAAGAAGAAACUAAUGAUGAUGAUGAGAAUCAAUUGGCUAUGGAGAUGAUCGAGGAGUUGUUGAAUUGGAGUUGA
This is a messenger RNA of Arabis nemorensis, 564 nucleotides long. NCBI's taxonomy places the organism in Eukaryota, Viridiplantae, Streptophyta, Magnoliopsida, Brassicales, Brassicaceae. The record is from the annotation of a GenBank genome assembly.